Molecule: messenger RNA, 1824 nt
Organism: Hemiscyllium ocellatum (epaulette shark)
Lineage: Eukaryota; Metazoa; Chordata; Chondrichthyes; Orectolobiformes; Hemiscylliidae
Product: ankyrin repeat domain-containing protein 66
Exons: 3
Coding region: 22-651 (209 amino acids)
Molecular function (GO): protein binding
Source: RefSeq, a predicted model, not a curated record
GGUUGCCGGGGAGACGCGGCGAUGAGCGAGUUGCACGCGGCGGCCGCGGCCGGUAACGCGGAGCUGGUGGAGGAGAUUCUGCGCAGCGGCACGUGCGACCCCAACGGCAAGGACCCUCACUGGAGCCAGAGGACGGCGCUGCACUGGGCGGCGGUGCAAGGAAAACCAGACAUGGUUAAACUUCUUAUCACAAAUGGAUCUCGAUCUUGCUUAAGAACUGAGACUGGAUGGACUGCGGCUCAUUUUGCUGCAGAAUCUGGAAAAUUAUCCGUCCUUCGAAUGCUGCAUUCUCUACACGCUCCUAUUGACAAAGCAGAUCUCUAUGGGGACACCCCUAAAAGAAUUGCAGAUAUAUAUGGGCAGAAAGACUGUGUUAAAUUCCUUGAAGUAGCUGAGCAAGAGUGCUCCAAUUACAGGAGAGUCGCUGAAACGACAGGUAUUGUAUUAGAUGACACAGAUGAAGAGUGGGAAAUCCAGAAAGAAGAACAACUGGCUGAAAUGAGAGCAGCUUCCCAGAAUAAGUGUAGCAAUGUACUUGGCGUUCAACAAAAGCACAAAGGCUGCACUUACACAGUGAGACCUAAGACAGCAAAUCCUAAAGGAAAGUUAUCAAAUAUUAAUAGGGCUUGUAGAAAAAAGAAGGAAAGGUAAGAUCUAGGUCCAGGUCAGGUACAACUUGUGACCAGUUCAGCAGCAUUACCUACGGUCAUUUAAACCGAUAGUUUCUUCUGGUGUGAAUACAGAACAAGCAGCCAACUAAACUUGAUCAAUGUAGUUUUGCACACUGCAGAAAGGCACCUUAUUGUGAGAGGAAUAUCAUAAUUGUGUGGUGUUUAUCUGCCUUUAGUUUGUUGUAUUGCACAAAACUUUCUAUAACUGUGGAGUAAGAAUGACAUUGCACCAGUUCUUUUGAGGAAAUUUACAGUGCAUUAACAAUGAAACAUCAAUACUUCAUUGAUUGCCACUUCAAAGAUAUUCCAAGUUCUCUACUUAUUUACCUACUUUUACCACCUCUCAAAAAAGCCUAGCUUGUGUAGGUUUUCUAGAUUUUUGUCAAAUAAUACACUUCAGUAGAUUUAUUUACAUCCAAGAAUGUGGCCCAAAGUCACUUGAUAUUGAUGUAACUGAAAUUUCAGGCUUCAUGUUUGAAAACAAUUUCCUCUUGAAACCUGCACAACACUUGAUAAAAAUUCCACUGAGUUAGUGCAUCCGUCAUCUUUUGGAUCCCUAUUCAGGUGUAUCUAUGCAUCCAUAUCCUCGUGUGUUAACAUUGUUGGGAUUGCCAGUGUCCUCCUAAGAGAUUGCUUGUGUUUAGGCUCUCUGCUUGGUUGUGGUACCAAUUAUUGCCUUGGUGUGUGAAUACCAAUGAAAUUUAAACUCCUGCUCUUGCCAAAAUUCCAGCCAGUGACCCGUAUCCUGUCCUCUGAUUGACCAGUAGCUCUCAGUGGGCAAGACAUUUACCAUCAAGCACCUCGAUUGUGGUGGGCCGAAAGGUGGCCACUUAACUGUCUAAAAGACAAUUGAUUUUGUUGGAUUUCCAUCAUGGAACUGAGAGGGAUUCCCACUGUUCUUUUUUCUCCCACUGGUCAGAUCCCCAUCAAUCUCUCAAAAUACAACCUUGCUAACACUGACUCAGAUUAUCUGCAAUUCACAAGUUCAUAUCCCUCUUAUGCAAGUUAUGAUGAUUCUUGUCAGAAACGAUGCAAGCUGUUGCUGCAUAGCAUGAUAUUUUAAUUAACAUCCCAAAGGUACUGAUUUCUGUACUUAGAUCGAUAACUUAGUAGUGUGAAACAUCACAUAUGCUUUUCAAUGUCAGUUGGUAAU